AUGCUCUUGCUACUUCUUCUCCUCCAUAUCCUCUUAACAUCUGCUGACCCCGACAAGUUUCGGUUCGAUGUGUCCUUCCAAUGCAAGUACCCACCAAGCUAUCACUACAAAGUGCAAUUUGUUGAGUGGGAUUGGUGGUUAUUCAAUAGCGAUGACGCCAUAACCCAGGAGCAACGAGGAGUGGCUCCAUCGGGAACGUUCAAUUUCACAAUGAGUGGUUUUCUUAAUGGAGAUGAACUCACUUCAGAGGGCUACGACGUUCGAAUGAAACUCUCCCAUAAUUGCACUCAAAACCACGAAGACGUUGACUCCUACAUGACAAUCAAGCCAUUGUGUAAAAUUGGAGAAGGGCUAUGUUAUUUCAGAAUUUCCAAGGAUAUUUCAGACGCUAAGGGGGAUAUUAGAGUUUAUGGGAAUUUGGUUGACUAUAAUUAUAAUGUUUUGUAA
Caenorhabditis remanei is the source of this 447-nucleotide messenger RNA. RefSeq lists its product as uncharacterized. Bases 1 to 447 code for a protein of 148 amino acids. The transcript has 3 exons. The record is from RefSeq and is a predicted model, not a curated record. Lineage: Eukaryota; Metazoa; Nematoda; Chromadorea; Rhabditida; Rhabditidae.